Gastrolobium bilobum is the source of this 2734-nucleotide messenger RNA. Its product is annotated as pentatricopeptide repeat-containing protein At5g27110. Lineage: Eukaryota; Viridiplantae; Streptophyta; Magnoliopsida; Fabales; Fabaceae. The record is from RefSeq and is a predicted model, not a curated record. Gene Ontology annotation, biological process: RNA modification. Gene Ontology annotation, molecular function: RNA binding; protein binding. The transcript has a single exon. The coding region runs from base 503 to 2608 and encodes 701 amino acids.
UUAUAAUUAGGAGAGAAUCAAAUUCCACCGUUAUUCCCUCCGCUACUCAAGGCUGAAACCUAAAACGAUUCGGCGGCCGGAAACGUUACGAUCACAAUCCCCCAUCCAUUGUUACGGUUUCAUAUAGCACGAAUGAAAGAUUUUGCAGCAGAAACCCAAUCAUGCCUUUCCCAUUCAAUUAUCGAAACCCAAUUCGGAAAUUUGAAGAUUUCUAACUAUAAACCCCAAAUUUAGAAAAAGACAUUGAAAUUGGCUUUGGGGUUUUUAAAGAUUCAAGCUUUCAGCAAUUUUUGUUACUUCAUGGCAAUGCCUGUUCAACCGCAUUUUUUGUUCAUCACCUAUGACGCUCUUCUCCAUUUGUUCACAAGUUAGUGUCCUUUUCCACCUACCCUUUUGCAUCUAUUGGUUGUAUAUAUGUUUGUGGGUAUCUGUUUUGCUCUCAUGCUUUGGAUUGGUGAUUAUGGUUUUCUGUCUAGUAUAGACUCUUUCUGGCCAUUGCUGAAUGGAGUCAAGAAAACUACUACCCCUUUUGAGAGCCUGUGUAAACUCCAAGUCACUGAAGCAAGGCAAGAUCAUUCAUCAGAAAGUUGUAACUUUAGGCUUGCAAAAUGAUGUUUUCUUAUGCAAGAACCUGAUUAGCCUAUAUGUUUCUAGCCAUCUAUAUAAUUAUGCAAAACACGUUUUUGAUACCAUUGAAAACCCAUGUGAGAUAUCUUUGUGGAAUGGCCUGUUGGCGGGUUACACUAAGAAUUACAUGUAUGUGGAAGCCCUAGAGCUUUUUGAGAAGUUUUUACGUUGCCCUUACCUAAAACCUGAUAGUUAUACUUACCCUAGUGUUCUUAAAGCCUGCAGUGGGCUAUGUAGAGUUGUCUUAGGAAAAAUGAUUCAUACAUGUUUGAUAAAAACUGGUUUAAUGACAGAUAUUGUAGUUGGAAGCUCUCUUGUGGGUAUGUAUGCUAAAUGCAAUGCAUUUGAGUAUGCUAUACAGAUGUUUGAUGAAAUGUCUGAAAAGGAUGUGGCAUGCUGGAAUACAGUAAUUUCUUGUUAUUACCAAAGCGGAAAAUUUGACGAGGCACUACAAUAUUUUGGCUUGAUGAGAAGAUUAGGGUUUGAGCCUGAUUCGGUUACAAUCACAACUGCUAUUUCCUCAUGUGCUAGACUUUUGGAUUUGGACAGGGGAAGGGAAAUUCAUAAUGAGUUAACUAGUAGUGGGUUUCUGCUGGAUAGUUUCAUUAGCUCUGCUCUUGUUGACAUGUAUGGAAAAUGUGGUCACCUGGAAAUGGCCAUAGAGGUUUUUGAGCAAAUACCUAAAAAGACUGUUGUUGCAUGGAAUUCCAUGAUUACAGGAUAUGGUUUGAAAGGUGACAGCAUUUCCUGCAUUCAACUUUUUAAGAGGAUGUACAAUGAGGGAGUCAAGCCAACUUUGACUACUUUAAGUAGUAUAAUAAUGGUUUGUUCACGAUCAGCCAGACUUCUAGAGGGGAAGUUUGUACAUGGAUAUAUAAUACGAAACAGAAUACACCCUGAUAUUUUUAUUAAUAGCUCACUUAUGGAUCUUUACCUCAAAUGUGGUAAGGCUAGGUUAGCUGAAAACAUUUUUAAAUUAAUACCGAAGACCAAGGCAGUUUCUUGGAAUGUUAUGAUUUCUGGAUAUGUGACUGAAGGGAAAUUUUUUGAAGCCCUUGGCCUCUUUUGUGAAAUGAGAGAAUCUUAUGUUGAACCAGAUGCUAUAACUUUUACUAGUGUUUUAGCAGCUUGUUCACAACUAGCAGCACUUGAAAAGGGUAAAGAUAUUCACAAUCUGAUUAUUGAGAGAAAUUUGGAAAACAAUGAAGUGGUUAUGGGUGCUCUCCUUGAUAUGUAUGCAAAGUGUGGUGCUGUACAUGAAGCGUCCCGUGUUUUUAAAUGUUUGCCGGAAAGAGAUCUGGUGUCCUGGACUUCCAUGAUUACUGCUUAUGGGUCUCAUGGUCAGGCCUAUGAAGCUCUGGAGCUUUUUGCUGAAAUGCUGAAGUCUAAUGUGAAACCUGAUAGGGUUACUUUUCUUGCCAUAUUAUCUGCAUGUAGCCAUGCUGGGUUGGUUGAUGAGGGAUGCUAUUAUUUCAAUCAAAUGAUCAAUGUUUUCAGUAUUAUACCUAGAGUUGAACAUUAUUCAUGCUUGAUUGAUCUUCUUGGACGCGCUGGAAGAUUAAAUGAAGCAUAUGAGAUUCUGCAAAGAAACCAUGAAAUCAGGAAUGAUGUUGGGUUGUUGAGCACAUUAUUUUCUUCAUGUCGUUUGCACAGAAAUCUUGAUUUAGGGGUUGAAAUUGCAAGGAUACUUAUUGACAAGGAUCCUGAUGAUCCAUCAACCUAUGUUCUCUUAUCAAAUAUGUAUGCUUCUGCUCAUAAAUGGGAUGAGGUACGGAUGGUGAGAUCAAAGAUGAAGGAGCUUGGAUUAAAGAAGAAUCCAGGGUGUAGUUGGAUUGAGAUUAACCAGAAGAUUCAACCUUUCUUUGUAGAAGACAAUUUACACUGGCAUUUAGAAUUGGUUAUUGAAUGCCUUUCAUAUCUUACUGGUCACAUGGAAGACGAGUCUAAACCAUUUAUAUAUCAUUUUGAUGUUGAAGCAUAGAGAUUUUACUAGUUUUAAAAUUAGCAAAAGGGAAUGAGCUUAGCAGCUGGACAUGAUGAGGAUCCUGGGGCAAUGAUCCUUGGUGCAUGUAACUGAUAUUUAAAUUUUUAUUACCAAAAUCCAGGA